CCUCCACUUUCUCUUGUAUUCAUUUUGAUUCUCAUCUCCACAAUAAUAACGGCUAUAGGGUCGCCUCUCACUUCAAUUCCCAUUACCACUCCAAACACAACCCAAAUAUAUAAUCUAAAACAUUACAAUUUUCAACCAAAAUUGAUUGCUCACUAAAAUGAGUCGGUGUGUUCCUAGUUGGGAUCUGGAUGACAAUCCACGCCACUCCUUUCGUUUCAACUCAAAUUCCACUUCCCCCGAUGUUCCCAUGUUAGAUUAUCAAGUGACAGAGUUAACAUGGGAGAAUGGGCAACUAGCCAUGCACAGCUUAGGUCCGCCACACCUUCUGCCCAAGCCACUAAACUCUACUACUUGUGAUAAACCCCUAGCUGGUGGCACUUUGGAGUCCAUAGUGAACCUGGCCACUUGCUUUCCGUAUCGUGAGCCUUCUCUCGAUGGUGGCGCAGAAGAACUCGUACCCUGGUUGGACCACCACCGGGGUGUGGCUUCAUCCGCCACCAUGACUAUGGAUGCUUUGGUCCCUUGCUCCAACAAGUCAGAGGACCGGACCACGCAUGUGAUGGAAUCUAUGCCGGGGCUUGGUGGAACAUGCGUGGUGGGAUGCUCCACUAGGGUGGGAUGCUCCACUAGGGUGGGAUCCUGCAAUGGGACGGUUAAUCCCCAAGACGACGAGGUAGUACUCCUCAAGGGGAAACGAACGAGGGCGGCGCGUGUUCCUGUAGGAGCCGAGUGGUGCAGCAAGGAGAAAAGUGCAAGCGCCAAUGACAGAUUCGGAAGAGAUAGCCAAUACAUGAUCGUUAACACAUAUGAGAAAGACAUUCGUGUGGGUUUCACCUCGAUUUCCAACACAAGCUCUGCGAGACACUAUAAUAAUACCAAGGCCACAACAGCCGAUGACCAUGAUUCUGUCUCUCACAGUAAAACCCAGGAGGAGGCAAGUGAGGAAGACAGGAAAGAAACUGGAAAAUCUUCAGUUUCAACAAAAGGGAGUAGAGUUGCUGCUAUCCAUAACCAAUCUGAACGUAAAAGAAGAGAUAAGAUAAAUCAAAGGAUUAAAACCUUACAGAAACUGGUACCGAAUUCAAGCAAGACCGACAAAGCUUCGAUGCUAGACGAAGUGAUUGAAUACCUUAAGCAAUUACAAGCACAAGUUCAAAUGAUGAAUAGGAUGAACUUGCCACCAAUGAUGUUGCCGAUGGCAAUGCAACGGCAACUCCAAAUGUCAAUGAUGUCGCAGAUGGGGAUGGGGAUGGGUAUGAACAACAUGGGCCGACCAAACAUCAUCGGCAUCUCUCCUGUUCUGCCUAAUCCUUUCAUGACCAUGGCUUCUUAUGUUGGCUCUAAUGACCGCUUACAACCUGUCUCACCCGCUGUAGUGCCGGACCCUCUUUCGCAAUUCCUCGCCUGCCAAUCACAGUUGCAGCCGAAUGGCCGCCAUGUUUCAGCAGAUGCAACAACCUCCGGCUUCUAGUACAAAGAGUUAAAGCUUGGUGCCUUACUGUUAGUUGCGUUUUUAUACACAAAAAAACCUGAACGUGGGUCGUAAUUCUUUCAGUAGCACAGGGUUCUCGUAUGAUCGAGUUCAUAAUGCUUAUGUGGCUGCAAAUUUUUCUCUUAGAAUUUGUAAUAUCAUUGGCCAACAGCUUCUGAUCUUCCCCUUUCCUCGGACUUAUAAAAUAUGACGGUUCAGGGUUUCAA
Molecule: messenger RNA, 1698 nt
Organism: Hibiscus syriacus
Lineage: Eukaryota; Viridiplantae; Streptophyta; Magnoliopsida; Malvales; Malvaceae
Product: transcription factor UNE10-like
Exons: 7
Coding region: 158-1471 (437 amino acids)
Cellular component (GO): nucleus
Molecular function (GO): protein dimerization activity
Source: RefSeq, a predicted model, not a curated record